UUAUUUUGUUUCUCAACACCAUUAACCAAACCAAAUUCACUCACAUUCCCAUUCCCAUUGAAAUACAGAGAGACUUUGAUUUUGAUACUGAGAAAGAACACUCAACCACCACCAUACAAUAGUACCCCGCAACACACGCUACUACUACUUCUUCUUCUUCUUCUUCAUCUUCUUCUCACUUCACUUUACCCACCAAAACACACAAAACAUAUUAAAGUGUUUUCUUUCUCUCUUCAAGAGCACCAUGGAUUCCAAAUCCAUCUAUGGUGUCUCCAAUUUCAUCCCUCUUUUCAUUCUCUUUCUUCUCCCACUCCAUUCCGCUUCUUCCACCACCACCACCACCACCAAUACCACUCAAAUCAAUUCCAAUUCAAUCCUCGUCGCACUUCUCGAUUCCCACUACACCGAACUCUCAGAACUCGUUGAAAAAGCUCUUCUCCUUCAGAAACUCGAACAAACCCUAGGUAACCACAACAUCACCAUCUUCGCACCAAAAAACCAAGCUCUAGAACGCGACCUCGACCCUGAAUUCAAACGAUUCCUCUUAGAACCACGAAAUCUCAAAUCACUCCAAACGCUUUUAAUGUCACACAUUCUCCUCUCACGAAUCGAAUCUCAUCACUGGCCUUCCGUUAACCGUCACCACCACACACUCUCCAACCACCGUCUCCAUUUAACCACAAACCCUACCGGUAAAAAAACCGUCGACUCCGCCGAGAUCCUCCGUCCAAACGACGUCAUCCGUCCCGACGGCGUAAUCCACGGAAUCGAACGCCUCAUUAUCCCCCGCUCCGUACAAGAAGAUUUCAACCGGAGAAGAAACCUCCGUGACAUCUCCGCAAUUCUCCCGGAAGGAGCACCGGAGGUAGAUCCACGAACAAACCGUUUAAAAAAACCAGCACCAGUACCCGCCGGAGCACCACCAGUACUUCCAAUCUACAACGCAAUGGCACCAGGACCAUCACUAGCUCCGGCGCCUGCACCAGGACCGGGAGGAGCACGUCAUCACUUCAACGGAGAACGUCAAGUGAAAGAUUUCAUUCACACACUGUUGCAUUACGGCGGUUACAACGAAAUGGCGGAUAUUCUAGUGAACCUAACGUCGCUUGCAACGGAAAUGGGACGUUUAGUUUCAGAAGGUUAUGUUCUAACCGUUUUGGCACCAAACGACGAAGCAAUGGCGAAAUUAACGACUGAUCAAUUGAGUGAACCAGGUGCACCUGAACAGAUCAUAUACUAUCAUAUAAUUCCCGAGUAUCAAACGGAGGAAAGUAUGUAUAACGCCGUUAGGAGAUUUGGUAAAGUUAGUUAUGAUACACUCCGUUUGCCUCAUAAGGUUGUUGCUGAGGAAUCUGACGGUUCCGUUAAAUUUGGUCACGGUGAUUCUUCUGCUUAUUUGUUUGAUCCUGAUAUUUAUACCGAUGGAAGGAUUUCCGUUCAGGGUAUUGACGGUGUUCUUUUACCUCCUGAGGAAGAGAGCGAAGAUGAUUCUUCUAUUCGCCAUACUAAAAUUCCUCUUGUUAAAGUCGCUACUAAACCCAGAAGAGGGAAGUUGCUGGAACUCGCCUGUAGCAUGGUUGGAUCUUUUGGAAGUGUCUGCUCAUGAAAUCGCUUUUUCAACUAAUCGCUUAAAAUAGAAAAAAAUUAUAAUAAUAAAAAAAAAGAGUGAAAUUAUGUAAACUUGAUGAAUGUUUAGAGUAAUCAUUUCAAUACAAAAGGGAGCGAUUGAGUUGUGCAGGAUUUCGGUGGGAACUCACACAGAAGAUAAACAAAUUUUCUGUCAUUUUGUUUCAUACUGUAAUUACAUAUCAUUUUUUUAUUGAAUUUUUAUUUUAUGUUGAUUCACUGUCUCUGUAUGCAUAAAUAACCUUCAAAUACGACACUCUCCUCUCUCGGUGGCAUUUUUUUUCCUGUUUGUAUGUGAAUCAAAUUCAAACAUAUAAUCUACUUUAUUAUUAUGCCUUCAA
Molecule: messenger RNA, 1967 nt
Organism: Cicer arietinum (chickpea)
Lineage: Eukaryota; Viridiplantae; Streptophyta; Magnoliopsida; Fabales; Fabaceae
Product: fasciclin-like arabinogalactan protein 16
Source: RefSeq, a predicted model, not a curated record